CAGACCUGGGCGUUGGGCUGCUUUGUCGGUCGCGCGCAACAGGGAGCCGGGACUCGGGGGCAAAAAGCGGCGCGCGGAGGUCCCGCAGAAAGGAAAGUUGUCCUCGGGCUAUCUCCUACGGAAAUCACAUAACGUUAGGAAAAAAACUGAACUUUUCAGUGAGGGAACUGCCGAGAGGAAAGGAGGCCGGGCAUCGUUGGACAACGCGGCUCCUCGGUUUCCCGAGUCAGAAUGUUGAGUCUGACUUGAUGGCAACUAUCUGACCUUUGGCAAAAAAGAAAAAUGAUGUCAAAUAGAAAUGCUUUCGCCUACCAGAGUGUUGGGAAAGAUUCAAAUAAAAUGAUGGAAGAGUACAAGCAAAACCCAAUGGAAUUACAAAAUACUAAUUUAAAAAAGGAUUCAGUGGUGAAAUCUCUUGAAAAUGAUCUUCAGGAUCUAAUGUACAGGCUCAACCAGAAAAAAUAUUCAUCAAGCCUGAAAUUUAAAACAAAUUGUGACAGCCCUGGUUCUUACUUGACGCUUUCACAGUCUCUUCCACCUAAAUCCAGCCCUGCGUCUAGUGUAAAAAGUAUGCCUGCUGUCACCAAAAUCCAUGGAAGCAAACCAUUGGCUUGUGAGAGCUCUUAUCUUUUUGACAAGACUAUCUCUGCAAAGCAUAUGGGAUCCAUUUCAGGCCUGUCUCCUUCUUUAAGUGGGUACAGUCUAGGAAAGAGAGACUUUGAUAUUUAUGCUAACAGAGAAAAUGAAAAACAGUUUGGACAUCUGGAUAAAUUUCUCUAUUCAAAGUACAGCCAGAAAAAUAAAUCUCAUGAUAAUGUCUACUUCCCAGGAGCACUGGAUGGGCGGAAAAACUCUGGUUCUCUUAUUGCAAUAUGGAAUGGAAACUCAGGGAGUGACAUAAUUCUUUCACCAGUUGGCCAUUCUGGAGCUGCCAGUAUGCCCUCUAGUCCAAAGCAAGGCCGGAGGAUGAACAUUCAGGAUAUCCCAUCAUUUCGACCCAAGCAAACUAAACAGAAGGACAUAACAGUGGAAACGCUGGGAUCUAGAACCAGAAAGUAUUCUGGUGGCUCCCUGAGUCACAUGGGAGUUUACAGCCGCUCAUUACCUAGGCUGUACAAAUCGUCAGAAAGCCAGCUUAUUCCACUGAGUUUGCCACCAAGAAGCUCUCUUGGGAAUUCCAAAAGAAAAAAAGCUAUGGAGAAAGAUCUUCUACCUCAAAGCAUACUGGAUGCUGACAAUUAUCUUAAUUUUUCUUCUCAUGCCUCAGGAGCUUUGCCAUUUACGAAUUUUGCAACUGACACAAACUCUUAUGUGAAUUCAACUCUUAGCGUUCCCGCAAGUCCUCGUAUAGCUCGGAAAAUGCUUCUGGCCUCUUCAUUCUCAUGUAUGUCUGACGACUUUGAUAGAGGUGGACUCUCAGGGACGACCCCCAAUAAUUCCUUUCCUCCUGUGGAUUCUGAGAGAGCAUUCCCUCUCAGAAGGAAAGUUUCAAGCAGUUCAGUGGAGUUUGAUGAAACAGAGAUGGAAAGCUUCAGACAAACUCCAUCCAUAAGGGAGAGGAAGAAUAGCAUUAGCUCACUUUCUGGAAGGGAUGAUCUAAUGGACUACCACAGAAGACAGAGGGAAGAAAGGCUGAAAGAGCAGGAAAUGGAGCGACUGGAGCGCCAACGAUUGGAAACCAUUCUUAACCUUUGUGCAGAAUAUUCCAAACCUGACAGUGACUCUGUAGCUGUAACAACAGUUGCUGAUGUUCAAAAAAUUAAUAAAGAACUUGAAAAACUUCAGUUUUCUGAUGAAGAUUCUGUAUUUGAAGAUUCCCAGGUGACUCCAGAAACAAAAAUCAGAAAUAAUUUGCAACUGCCAGCAAGUGAUUCUGACUUCUCAGAAUUCAGUGAUCUUGGUCAAAACGUUACAGAGUUCCUUUCCUUUAGAGGGAUCAGAACAAAUAAACAUUUAGACGAAAACAGGACUACUUCACUGUUACCUCCUUGUGCCUUCCUGAAGAAUGUCACUGAACCUUCUUAUUUAAGCAUCAUGCCAAAGACAGCAGAAUGCAUAAGUGAUGAACAGCGAACAUUGGAGCUUAAUCAGAUGGAAGAACAGCGCAUUAUAACACUGAAUAACUUGGAAGAACUUGAGCAAAAGAUCAAAGAUUUAAAUGAUCAGAUGGAUGAAUCUUCCAGAGAGAUGGAUAUGGAAUGUGCCUUAUUGGAUGGGGAGCAAAAAUCUGAAACAGCUGAACUUCUCAAGGAGAAGGAAAUACUGGAUCAUUUAAACCGGAAGAUUGCAGAACUGGAUAGAAAUGUUAUUGGUGAGAAGGCCAAGGAAAAAAUAAAGCUUGAUGCUGAAAGGGAAAAACUAGAAAAGCUUCAGGAGCUUUACUCCGAGCAGAAGACCCAGCUUGAUAAUUGCCCUGAGGCCAUGAGGGAACAAUUGCAACAGCAACUAAACAGGGAUGCUGAUCUGUUGGAGGUAGAAAGCAAACACUUUGAAGAUCUGGAGUUUCAGCAGCUAGAACAUGAAAGCAGGCUAGAUGAAGAAAAAGAGAAUUUAACACAGCAACUCCUGCGUGAAGUAGCUGAAUAUCAACGUAACAUUGUUAGCAGAAAGGAGAAAAUUUCUGCUCUCAAAAAACAAGCCAAUCAUAUUGUCCAGCAAGCCCAACGAGAACAAGAUCAUUUUGUCAAAGAGAAAAAUAACCUUCUAAUGAUGCUGCAAAGGGAAAAAGAAAACCUUUGCAAUCUAGAAAAGAAAUAUUCAUCAAUUUCCGGAGGAAAGGGAUUCCCUGUAAGUCCAACCAGUUUAAAAGAGGCUUAUAUGAGUGUAAGUGACAUUAAUGAGCCAUAUGGCAAUUCCACGAAUAUAUCCCCUUCCACUCAAGCCCCCACUGCUGCUGCUGUUGUUCCUACUGAACCUUCCACAGGUGGCCUGGUGAGCCAGCCACAAAACAAAGAGCUAAGGUCAUCUCUCUGUCCUGGAUUUGUCUUUCCUCACUCCCUUUCUCCUCGCCCUCUUGCACAACUUUCACCAGUCCACUGGUCUGAGGUCAGGGCUCCAAAUGUAGAACCUUUUCCUUUACCUGACACACCACCACCUCUUCCAGCUAAGAAACACCGAAGGCAACCACAGCACUUCAGAAAUCUAGAAGAGAGAAAGAAGCAGCACAAAGAAGGCAUGUACAUGAGUGAUACAUUGCCUCGCAAGAAAACUGCCUCCUCUGUAUCACCCCAUUUCAGCAGUUCUACUCUUGGGCGAAGUGUUAAGGGUCAUUUGCCACUUGGGCAAAGUAAUAGCUGUGGCAGUGUUCUUCCCCAUUGUUUGCCCAAAGAGUCUGAGUCAAGGAGGGUGCAUAAAGGAUAUAACUACCAGCUUAUAUGUGAAGAUGAAAGCCAGAAAUCUCCUGAAUUCUACAACAGAACUGCCUCAGAGUCCAAUGUGUAUCUGAACACCUUCCAUUAUUCUGACCAUAGUUACAAGGACCAUGCCUUUGAUACUCUAAGUUUAGACAGCUCUGACAGCAUGGAAACCAGCAUAUCUGCCUGCUCCCCAGAUAAUAUUUCCAGUGCCAGUACUUCAAAUGUUGCAAGAAUAGAAGAGAUGGAAAGACUUUUGAAACAAGCUCAUGCUGAAAAAACACAAUUACUUGAAUCAAGGGAACGGGAAAUGGAAGCUAAGAAAAGAGCAUUAGAAGAAGAAAAGCGUCGCAGAGAGCAGCUAGAGAAAAGGUUGCAAGAAGAAACUAGCCAGCGACAAAAACUAAUUGAAAAAGAAGUAAAGAUACGUGAGAAGCAAAGGUCACAGUCUCGUCCUUUGACUCGUUAUUUGCCAGUCAGAAAGGAGGAUUUUGAUCUGCGAGGCCAUGUAGAGACAGCUGGCCACAACAUAGAGACUUGUUACCAUGUUUCACUUACUGAGAAGACCUGUCGAGGCUUUCUUAUUAAGAUGGGUGGGAAAAUUAAAACAUGGAAAAAGCGCUGGUUUGUCUUCGACAGAAACAAAAGAACAUUUUCUUACUAUGCAGACAAACAUGAAACUAAAUUAAAAGGAGUAAUUUAUUUCCAAGCUAUUGAAGAAGUAUAUUAUGAUCAUCUAAAGAAUGCCUACAAGAGUCCUAAUCCAUUACUAACUUUCAGUGUUAAGACGCAUGACAGAAUAUAUUACAUGGUGGCUCCAACACCAGAAGCUAUGCGGAUAUGGAUGGAUGUGAUAGUUACAGGAGCAGAAGGCUACACCCACUUCAUGUUAUAGUAAUAUUGUACAAGGGUUCAUUGACAGGGCAAAAUGCAAUAAUAGCCUCCCAUCUGGGAAAGAAAAGCCAUAUUUAAUCACAUUUGACAAAGUCACAUAAUGUAAAAAUAACACACAGGUAACUUCCCUUAUUUUCCAAAAUAAAUCAUAUGCUGUGUAUGCAAGCAUUAAUUCUUAAAUUUGUUAAUCACUAUUUUUGCAAAAGAAAAUAUGCUUAAAACACAGUAGUGCUUCCAAAUAUAUAUAAUCAGAAAACCGUAUACCUGGCAUACAAAUUGUUUGGUAAUUUCUUAUAAAUUUUGUCAUGCAGGAUUUAUCUGUAAAAUUAAACUUUAUAGCUUAAAAAUGAUACAAUGUGCCACUAGGAAAUGGAAGGUAAAAGUGGCAAUGCCUGUUUUGCUGUACAAUUAUAAAGUUAUUUUCCUUACAGGUAUAGCGUAACACAUUUUAAAACUAGAGUGCAUGAAAAUUUUGUCUGGGUUCAUUACACAUCCAAAGAUUCACAAUGUAUAAUGUGAUUUACAUUUAUGUAAUGAAAAUGUAUAAAACUGUUCAUAAAUGCUAACGAGUAUUGAAAACUGUUCUUUUGAUUAUUCUGGACAGAUACUACAGGCAUAGAUAGCUACAGAUAGCUACAGGUAUCCGUACAGGUAUGAUUUUAGCUCCAAAUGCAAACAUAAAAAUUUAGUAAUUUCCAAAUGUUUGGCAGUCGUGCGAACGAACAUACACAGGUUUUCUGUCUGGCUCCCAUUCUUAAUUUCUGUAGAUUUUCAAGUUGUUACAUAAUGUUCUUCAUCCACAACAAAACGUUAAUAUCCAAAGAACAUACUCUUUUUCAAUUGCAGUAAGUCAAAAUUGGUAGUCCUGCAGUCAGAACAUCAGAGUUGUCUUGGCAAUUUCACCAUCCCCAAAAUACUAAUAUUUCCACAAAAUACAUAGAAUAAUAGAAUCACAGAGUUGGAAGAGACCCCAAGGGCCAUCAAGUCAAGUCCAACAUUUCUCUGUAGUAGACAAAGGCAGAUUCUGCACAGGCCAAAAUCAGCGGUGUGAGGACAGUAAAAACAUCAUUUUGGGCGAGGACUUCACACAGCUACCGCUGCUGAAGCAAAGCCACAAUGGCCUAUUUUCCUCAAACUAGUGUAUAUCUGACUCGCUAAAUGAACGAUCUUUUUAAAAACGCCAUUCAGCAACCGGCGCUGAGCGAACGGCCAAGCAGAAGGCGCUUCUGCUUCAGCCACACUUGCAUGUGGUUUUUUUUCCAGCUCACUUCCACAUAGCCAUGCAGCAGCAUAGGGUCGUAUCUGGGUCUUGUGGGAUGUCAGCAUGGCUGUGGGGGUUCAUGUGUGCACUCCUGUGUAGCUACGCAGGAAUGGACGGCCAACAAAAAAAAUCGCUGCACUGUGCGAAGGCUCACAGCUUGGCCGAUUUGCAUGCUGUCCACGGGACACCCGGCCAUGCAAACGCCCUGGGGCAGAUAUGUAUCCGUUUACACCGACUGCACUCCACUGUUUUCAGCCUAUGCAAAAUCCACUAAAGUUUUGAGUAUCAUAGAAUUUGUAGUUGUGGUAGGAUAAUAAUUCUCUGUAAUCCAUUGAGAAUGUUCACAAACCCUAGCUUUCCACACAAGGGCCAUGAGAGUUUUGGCACUCUUACAUACCUUUCGACAGACAUAAAACUGUAAAUUGGGAUGAUUUCUGUGGGUGCAGAAAUGGCUAGUCAUCAAACAUAGCUCUUAAAUUGACUAAGGAUUAUUCAGAAGGAUGGCAGCAUUUAUUUCUUUGAAUUAAACAUUUCAAGCUAACUUUCCUGCAAGGAAACACACAUAGUUCUCCCACCUUGCAUUUUGUCUCCAUAGCAACCCUUUGAUGUAGGUGAGGAUGAGUGUGCGUAAUUUGCCUCAGGUUACCCAGUGAGCUUCAUAGCCCACUGCCAAUUUGAACGUGGGUCUCUUCUGACCUAAUUCAACAUUAAGCAUUACAGCACACUGAUUUUAAGUAUCUUCUCCCUCCCAUGGAACUUUGAGGAUUCCCUAAAUGUUAGAUACAUAGACUUAUUCGGUGUUGUAAAUUGAAUAACUGCUGCUGGCUUCCAAUCUUUGUUAUUUUUCACUCCUCAUUCCAUCCCCAGGACUGCUGUCAAACAUUAGUUAUGUCUGUUACUGUGUGUAUUUCUAUCAUAUACAUCUUCAACCAAAAUAAAUGCAUUUUCCAUAACUGUACACAAAAAAGAUUUCUGCUUAAAGAAAUAUAUGAAAAAUGUCUAAAAACAAACAAUUCCAUACUUUUCUCUAGAAUGUAAAUAGGCUGUAUAAAAACAUACUAAUACAGAAAUUAUGUGGCCAGUGGUUCACUUUGACUCAAGAGGUCAGUUAUUCUUUGAUGGGUCAGAAACGGUUUUCAAGCAUGAUCCUAAGGCAGUUUGAACUCUGUAAUUUUCAUGUAGACAAAGUACUACCGUGCCUCUCUUGUACACAUCUUUUCAAUUUAAAAAAUACAUUUUUAGCCUUGAGAGGAUUGGUUGAAUUUGAACUACAAAUCUGCGUUUGAUGUUCUCUUUUAGUAAUUUGACUUUGUGCCAUGUUUUCAAUGCAAUAAAAUAACAUUAUUACUUGUUUAAGAUAAUAAAUAAUAAAAUACACUUGUAGAAAUUGUUGCCAUUUUACAAUACAUCCUGCAUGAAGAGGUGAAUUCUGUAAGAUGUGGUAUAACCAAGUAAUGUGAUUACAGUGGUUCAAAUGCCACAACGCUAAACAUAUUCAUUUGAAGGCAAAUAACACUGAAAUAUACAUUCAUGUUAACAGUGCUUAGAACAAUUGCUUGGCAAUAUUCCGUUCAUUUGGUUGAAAUUUGGAAUAAAUGGCUCAAGGAAUGUAGCAGAAAAUGUACCACAGGCAGAAAGUAACUGUGAAUAAUAAUGCAAGAAAGGAUGGAACCACAAAGCCUAGUUUGUAUUCUUAAAAGGAGAUCUGAUUAACAAUAUUUGUGGCGUCUGAAGAUAAAUUCCAGAAGCAAAUGGCAUUGGUUUAUAACAUUUCUACCAUGUAUUGUGAUUUUCAUUCUCUAUAUAAUUUUACAUGUUUUCUAAAUUUUUGUAUCUUGCAUGUUGUAAUAACAUUUAAAUAAAUGUUCAAAAAUAUCCUAUUUCCAAACAACGUUUUGGAUUUCUUGUUAGAUUUUAUUAGUGCUCAUAUGAUCCAUUGUUGAUGUUGAUGGUAUCUAGUCACAACACUAACCAGGUGAGCAAGUGUUCUUAGGAUUGUACUUAGGUUAGGAGAAUGUCUGUAAACGAUUAAAUGCCUCUAAGAACAAA
Molecule: messenger RNA, 7557 nt
Organism: Sphaerodactylus townsendi
Lineage: Eukaryota; Metazoa; Chordata; Lepidosauria; Squamata; Sphaerodactylidae
Gene: PHLDB2
Product: pleckstrin homology like domain family B member 2
Exons: 20
Coding region: 283-4248 (1321 amino acids)
Biological process (GO): regulation of microtubule cytoskeleton organization
Cellular component (GO): basal cortex
Source: RefSeq, a predicted model, not a curated record